AUGCAGCGCAGGCCGGUGUGCGCGGGCUGCCGCAGGCCGAUCUCCGACAAGUUCCUGCUGCGGGUGGCGGGCGGCCUCCGGCAUGAGGCGUGUGCGCGCUGCUCGGCGUGCGGGGACGCGCUGCGGGACUCGUGCUUCGUGCGGGAGAAGCGACUCUACUGCAAGCGGGACUAUGCUAAGCUGUUUGCAGUGCGCUGCGGGGGCUGUGCCGAGAACAUCUCCCCCUCGGAGCUGGUGCUGCGCGCCGGGCCCGUCGUCUUCCACCUUCGCUGCUUCACCUGCAGCGUGUGCUCCGCCCCGCUGAGGACCGGAGAUCUCUGCGUAGUCAGGGAGGGCCGGCUUGUGUGCGCCAGGGAAGACUACCACCAGCGGGUGGCCAGCCCGACUUCAUCUGACACAGAUAAAAGUGACGUGGAAGAGGAGGUGGAGGAAGACAACUCAAGGAGGGUCACAAGCAGACGAGUCCGAUCCAACGAGCAAGAAAGUAAACGUCCUAAAAGACCUCGCACAAUUUUGACCACCCAGCAAAGACGACUCUUCAAAGCUUCCUUUGAGGUUUCAUCCAAGCCGUGUCGAAAGGUACGGGAGACCUUGGCAGCAGACACUGGCCUUACUGUCCGGGUUGUGCAAGUCUGGUUCCAGAACCAAAGAGCCAAGAUGAAGAAACUGGCCAGGAGGCAACAGCAGCAAGAACAUGAGCAGCCGACUCAGGAAGAGCAAGAAGAGCCAUCACAUCACAAAGCGCCCCCCAAUGGCCUGCCUACAUCCCAGCUGGAACAUCUGGGCUCUUCCUACUCUCACAUCCAGCAGCAGCAGAUGGGAUUCACAAGGGUGGAUCAGCAAGACUUUGACAUGGACCCCUUCGGACAAGGCCUGACCCCUCCUCAGAUGCCAGGAGAUCACAUGCACCCCUACGGUUUGAAUGCGAUCUACGGCGACGUGGUGGACGGCGACUGCAUGUCUCUGGUGGACACCUCGUCCCUCCUUUCCCCCAUCGACUGCCUCUACUCCAUGCAGGACUCUUACUUCACCUCUUGAGGGACGAUCUUCAUCGCGUCCGCUCGGUUUUUAUCCACACGGACUCAGCAGAAGACAAACAGGUGCGCAAAUGUGUGGACUUCGGCUCUGUCGGACAUUUUGACCAUCCGCCCUCUCGAGAAUGCUUGAACGCCUCAUUACGAGAUUACAAUGGAUGCGAAGGACUGUUUGAAUGUGUAUUUAUUCUUGUAGGUUGUGCUCAUUUUUAAAUGUUCAAUAAAU
Molecule: messenger RNA, 1260 nt
Organism: Syngnathus acus (greater pipefish)
Lineage: Eukaryota; Metazoa; Chordata; Actinopteri; Syngnathiformes; Syngnathidae
Gene: lmx1a
Product: LIM homeobox transcription factor 1, alpha
Exons: 7
Coding region: 1-1038 (345 amino acids)
Biological process (GO): neuron differentiation; regulation of transcription by RNA polymerase II
Cellular component (GO): nucleus
Molecular function (GO): RNA polymerase II transcription regulatory region sequence-specific DNA binding; DNA-binding transcription factor activity, RNA polymerase II-specific
Source: RefSeq, a predicted model, not a curated record